Messenger RNA from Pundamilia nyererei, 2041 nucleotides. It is a transcript of the gene trit1, whose product is annotated as tRNA isopentenyltransferase 1. The coding region runs from base 76 to 1512 and encodes 478 amino acids. NCBI's taxonomy places the organism in Eukaryota, Metazoa, Chordata, Actinopteri, Cichliformes, Cichlidae. Gene Ontology annotation, molecular function: tRNA dimethylallyltransferase activity; ATP binding. The transcript is spliced from 11 exons. Gene Ontology annotation, cellular component: mitochondrion. Gene Ontology annotation, biological process: tRNA modification. The record is from RefSeq and is a predicted model, not a curated record.
CAGAACCCUCCUCCUGUCUCCUGUGCUCACAGCGCAUGCGCGCGGUCGUCAGCUGGGCGCCGAUGACGCAACAUCAUGGCGGCUUCCACUCUGAGCGUGCAGGGUGCUCUGCGGAGAGCAAUGGUCCCGUCUUUAGUGGUGAUUUUGGGAGCUACCGGCACCGGCAAGUCUAAGCUAGCGAUCGAGAUAGGAAAACGGCUUCAGGGGGAAAUAAUCAGCGCCGACUCCAUGCAGGUGUACCAGGGCCUGGACAUUGUCACUAAUAAGGUGACAGCUGAGGAGCGCAACCAAUGCACACAUCACAUGAUCGGCUUUGUGGACCCAUUAGUGAGCACCUACACGGUGGUAGACUUCAGGAACAAAGCGGUGGCACUGAUAGAUGACAUGCACAAGAGGAAAAAACUGCCAAUCAUUGUUGGAGGAACAAACUAUUACAUUGAGUCUCUGCUGUGGAAAGUCCUGUUGGACACUGGCCAGGAGAACAAGGAGCCGGGGGACGGAGGGGAUGGGUCUCCGAACAGGAAGCUCGAGCUCGAGAAACUGGGAGGAGCUGAGUUGCAUAAACGACUGGCCGAGGUGGACCCCGAUAUGGCUGCCAUGUUGCACCCAAAUGACAAGCGCAAGAUAGCCAGGAGUCUGCAAAUCCACAAAGAGACGGGGAUUCCACAUAGCCGCUUGCUGGAGGAGCAGAGGGGGCAGGAAGGCGGUGAUGGUCUUGGGGGGCCGCUAAGGUAUAAAGACCCCUGCAUCUUCUGGCUGCAUGCUGACAUAGAGGCUCUAGACAAGCGGCUGGAUGCUCGUGUAGAAGAUAUGUUGUCUGCAGGAGUGAUACAGGAGCUUAGAGACUUCCACAUCCGAUACAAUCGACAGAAAAUCCAGGACAGCAGUCAAGACUAUCAACAUGGGAUUUUCCAGUCGAUCGGUUUUAAGGAGUUUCACGACUACCUGACGGCUCCGGAAAGCAGCACCCAGCAGGAGAAAGACUCUCUACGAGACAAAGGUAUAGAAGCUUUGAAGAUAGCUACAAGGCGUUACGCCCGCAAACAGAAUAAAUGGGUCCGCAACCGCUUCCUCAGACGACCAGGGGACAACAUCCCUGCAGUGUAUGGCCUGGAUGUGACGGACGUGUCACGGUGGGAGGAGACGGUGCUGGACCCUGCACUGCAGAUACUGGACAGCCUCAGUAAGCAUGAGGAGCCAGCUAUUGCACCAGUCAGAGCGCAGGGGGCGGAGCAGAGAAACAAGCGGAGCCACCACAUGUGUGACCUGUGUGACAAAGUGAUCAUCGGUGACCUGGAGUGGACAGCUCACCUGAAAUCCAAGAAGCAUCACUAUCAUGUGAGGAAGAAGAGGAAGUGCGAUCCAUCCUGUGACCAGUCGCAGAGGACCAGCGCACCUUCCGACUCUGCAGCAGAGACUCUUUUAAAAGACUCUUGUGAUACUGUUGCUCCGGGCAGCGGUGAUCAGGACUCUUCUGGGACGACACAUGAGGAAGUACCAGUGACUCUUUAAAAAGCCUGCACUGACUCUGAUCCACAUCCAUCUUCACUCAGGUCUCCAUCCAGUACUUAUAUGAUUAAUUCCUGGUUUCCAUAGGAUCGAAUUUAUUUAUUAAUUCCUGAAUUCCAACAAAAAAUCCCUCCUUCAUAGAUGCUGAAGCCCUCGAGCUUCAGGUUCUUGCAGCAUUUUUUUUUCUUUUUCUUUCCAGUAGCAACACAGACCGAAGUGAAUGAAGUACAUGAUUUAUGGCGUGUGCAGGCAAAGAAUAAAAAAAACAAAUCAUAAUUUAUUUUUUAACACUGCCUGAAAAUCUAAUGUAAAUUUUAAGAGAGGUUUAUUUUUCUAUUUUUUAAGACUGUGCUGUAUAUACCACUGCUAUGGACUCUCUAGUUUGUCAGCAUUUCAGGCUUCAGGACAGAUUGUUAGUAUUAGGCCCGGUCACCUUUAUUUCAAAUAAACUCCCAAAGUUUUCUCAGCUCAUGCUCCGAACCUGUAAUCUUGUGACGUAAAAUAUUUUAUUAUUAAACAUAUUUUUAUUAAA